AUGUGGUCAAACUAUGGACAUGGAACCCAAUCAAGGACUCGGACAUGUACUAAUCCAGCUCCAAAAUAUGGAGGUAUUUAUUGUACGACAGAAAAUACUGAAAUUCAUCCAUGUUCGGUAAAAUUCUGUCCAACUGAUGGUGAAUGGGGUGGUUGGACACAGCCUGUUUGUACAGGCCAACUGAAUAAUCAGAACACUGUAACCAUUCAUCUUAAUGCUAAUCUGUCCACUUCUGCUUCAAAUCUUUCUACUAAUUACGAAUUCCAUUUAAAUGAUGUACCAAUAGAACGUAGUCAAUGUUCACAAGCUUUAACUGAAAUUUAUCUUCCUGGCACUGGGUAUGCAGCAAAAGAGGUAUCUGGUGCGUCUAGUUGUCAUACAAUUAUGGAUACAUUGAACGGAAUCACACGGGAAUCAGUUGGUCAGUUUGCUGAUGGCAGUACAAUGCAAAUGAACCAAAGUGUAUUACGAUCAAAUGAUUCAGUUGUGUCACCUUCAAAUAAAUCCAUUGUUCAUCUUACAACGGAUAUUUAUUUAUCUGGAUCUUGUACAUCGUCUUUAAUUGAUCCUAAGACAACUUCAAGUCCUGAAGUUGAACUACAUGAUUCUCAUGAAAACCUGGUACAAUAA
Molecule: messenger RNA, 630 nt
Organism: Schistosoma guineensis
Lineage: Eukaryota; Metazoa; Platyhelminthes; Trematoda; Strigeidida; Schistosomatidae
Source: the annotation of a GenBank genome assembly